AUGUCUCUUCUUGAACUCAAUUCUACAACCUUUACUGCUACUGGUGAGGUCAAUGGUCCUGCAUUUGCAGCAGCAUUUGCUAUUGAAGGACUCAUUGGUCUAAUAGCUAACAUAACUGUGCUAGCAAUAACCCUUUACCAGCGAAAGUCCUGGAAGCAAUCAUCAACCGUAUUUUUCACAUCCUUUUUACUAGCAAAUAUCAUAACAGUUAUGUAUAUGUUAGUGUCUUCUAUUUCAAUUGGAGCCGGAGAAUGGAUCAUUGGAAGCACAUUUGAAGAAAAGAGAGCAACUUGUACUUUUACAGCUUACGUUAUAUGGCUUGAUAGCAUGGCUCUGACAAUGACGAUUGCUGCCAUAUCAUUUGAUCGGUUUCUUUUUAUUGUCAAACCUCAUCGUCACAAGUAUCUCAUGAAAUCCUGGAUUGCCCUGAUUGUGACAAUCAGUUUGUGGGUACUGUCUGCAGUCGUUAACAUUGCACCAUUUUACAGUCAUGAUGAAUAUAAAGCUGGCAUAUAUGAUUCUCAAAUUGGAAUUUGCCUUAAAAGUUUUUCUGAUUCAUAUCUAGAUUACAUAUAUUUCUUUCUAGAUAUAUUAUUUCUUUUGAUAAUAGAUUUUAUUAUCCUUGUGACAUCUCUUUGGACAUUUUGUUUUACCUGUAGGUUCAUGCAGACCCAGUCUGAAAUGCCUGGCAAUAAUAGUGUUUAUGUCUCCAAGAAAUGGAGACUUUUUGGAAUAUUUGGAACUAUGCUGUUAGCUUAUAUCAUAGCUGUAAUUCCAGCAUAUAUUUUUGGUGUUAUUUCAAUAUUCUAUACUCUACCACCAGCAGUGAAUGUUACCGCUGCACUUGCUUAUGGUUCAAUUGUUAUUUCUAACCCAAUUAUUCAGUCUUACUUCAGGCCAGACAUCAAAAUUGUUUUAACUGCCAUCAUCAAAAAGAUUAAGCUAAAAGUUACUAGAAGAUAUCAAAACACAACCCAGACUGAUGCAAACAUGGAACUAGAGUGA
Molecule: messenger RNA, 1005 nt
Organism: Amphimedon queenslandica
Lineage: Eukaryota; Metazoa; Porifera; Demospongiae; Haplosclerida; Niphatidae
Product: rhodopsin, GQ-coupled-like
Exons: 1
Coding region: 1-1005 (334 amino acids)
Biological process (GO): G protein-coupled receptor signaling pathway
Cellular component (GO): membrane
Molecular function (GO): G protein-coupled receptor activity
Source: RefSeq, a predicted model, not a curated record